CGGACCCCGCUGGCCCCCAGCGAGAUGAUCACGGCGCAGAGCGCGCUGCUGGAGAGGGAAGCGCAGGAGUCCAGCACCACCGACGAGGAGCUCGCAGGCCGGAGAGCGGCCAACGGGAGCAGCGAGAGGGGCGGCGCCCUCAGCACCCCCGACUAUGGGGAGAAGAAGCUGCCACAGGCGCUCAUCAUCGGGGUCAAGAAAGGAGGGACCCGCGCGCUGCUGGAGGCGAUCCGAGUCCACCCGGACGUGCGGGCGGUGGGCGUAGAGCCGCACUUCUUCGACAGGAACUACGAAAAGGGGCUGGAGUGGUACAGAAACGUGAUGCCUAAGACUUUGGAUGGGCAGAUAACCAUGGAGAAGACGCCAAGUUACUUUGUGACAAAUGAGGCUCCCCAGCGCAUCCACUCCAUGGCCAAGGACAUCAAACUCAUUGUGGUGGUGAGAGACCCCGUGACCAGGGCCAUCUCCGACUACACCCAGACACUGUCAAAGAAACCCGAGAUCCCCACCUUCGAGGUGCUGGCCUUCAAAAACCGGACCCUGGGGCUGAUCGAUGCCUCCUGGAGUGCCAUUCGAAUCGGGAUCUAUGCUCUGCACCUGGAAAAUUGGCUCCAGUAUUUCCCCCUCUCUCAGAUCCUCUUUGUCAGCGGUGAGCGACUCAUAGUGGACCCUGCUGGGGAAAUGGCCAAAGUACAGGAUUUUCUAGGCCUCAAGCGUGUUGUGACUGAGAAACAUUUCUAUUUCAACAAAACCAAGGGGUUCCCCUGCCUAAAGAAGCCAGAAGACAGCAGUGCCCCGAGGUGCUUAGGCAAGAGCAAAGGUCGGACUCAUCCCCGCAUUGACCCAGAUGUGAUCCACAGACUGCGGAAAUUCUACAAACCCUUCAACAUGAUGUUUUACCAAAUGACUGGUCAAGAUUUCAAGUGGGAACAGGAAGAGGGUGACAAAUGAGGCUAGAGAUGUGGAGGGAAGGCUAGUGAUAGCUAAGGAGGCUCCUUACCUGAGUCCUGAAUCCCCCAGGAUCUGCAGCCUAGCCUUGCUAGAGUGCCAAGUAGAUCUCCUCCUUUAUCCAUUCAGGGAUGCUUCCAAUGCUGUUGGUUUAGGCAAAGGGAUGGAUCCCAUGGCAUCCUCAUAGAGGAACCAGCAGCAUCUGGUUGACCAGAUGGCCACCAGAAUCCACUGCUAAUUCUUGUCUUCUGCUAGUUAACAGAGUUGAAGACAGAACAAACAGCUGUCCAAGUCAGAGACAGUGCCAUGAAUGUUUGUUUAAGUGAUAAAAAUGAAAGGAAAGUCUACCUUUUGGGGGGCCUCUCACUUUGCUUUGGGCAGCCUGAGUUCUAGCUCUGUGUCUGGCACAGGCCCCUGCCAUAUAAACCUCUGCCUGGCAUCUCUCCAGAAUGUUAAUUGUGGCUGAGUGCUUCAAGACUCCUAAGGAGCAAGGUCCUCCCUCUAAGGUGUGUCUAGCCUUCUCCUUAAAGGUCUCAUCCCACAACCCUUUGACUUCCUCCCUCUUCACCUUUUGAAGGCAGAGGCAUGCACGUUCCUCACCAAAAAAAUGUUCCUCACACCCCUGGAAGCCUUCUUUCUAAGAACUCUCUAAGGAGGGUUGGGUCUCUCUCUUCAUGAGCAUCGUGGGUUGCGGAGAAGCUUAGCAUAUGCCCUGGUGUUAGAAUCAGGCCCACAAGGCUGCUCUCAGGGCAGUGUGAUUGCAGCUGAGUUCAGAGCCCUGAGGUUGGUAAAGAUGAGUGCUAUAUUGGAGAGGGAAAAAAGAAAGCCAGUCCUCUUGGUGGGAGGUUUCCACACCUGAAGACCCUCCUUCAGCACUGUGGUUCUGAGACAUGCUUCUGGGGUGGGCUGUGUCCUUUAGGGUCCCCAGAGGGGCAAGGACCAGAAAAUUGGCAUGUCUUUUGUUAUGAAUAACCCUUAACAACACAAGGAGCAGGGGACCAGUCACCUCUCUUGUAUUUGCCCCACCAUCCCCCACUCACAGUCAUCUUACACUUCAUUUACUCUAUUCAGAGAUGGCACAUAUUGGGGCCGUGACAAAAAGGCUGACUCCAUUUGUCAGAUCUGGUUUAUGGGGGUGGGGGAGGGCAAGGGCUGUCUAUGGACACCCCCAUCAAGGGCUGUGGAAUAAAGUGUCCCUUCCCAUUAGAUUGAUUCCAUUAAAAUGCAGCAUUUGACAUAAAGCACUGUUCACAGAUCUCCAAAACCGGGAACUGUUCUAGUAAAAUUGGAAAUAUGUAUGAGUGGGGGGAGUUAAUCUGUUCAGCUGUUAUUAAACUGUCAUUUCUCCCGCUAAAUGAAAACUGUGUUGUUAUAAAGCUUAAUGCAACCUGA
Ceratotherium simum simum (southern white rhinoceros) is the source of this 2340-nucleotide messenger RNA. RefSeq names its product heparan sulfate-glucosamine 3-sulfotransferase 4 (gene HS3ST4). NCBI's taxonomy places the organism in Eukaryota, Metazoa, Chordata, Mammalia, Perissodactyla, Rhinocerotidae. Gene Ontology annotation, molecular function: [heparan sulfate]-glucosamine 3-sulfotransferase activity. The record is from RefSeq and is a predicted model, not a curated record.